Messenger RNA from Anguilla rostrata (American eel), 3770 nucleotides. RefSeq names its product TRPM8 channel-associated factor homolog. The record is from RefSeq and is a predicted model, not a curated record. Gene Ontology annotation, cellular component: plasma membrane. Gene Ontology annotation, biological process: positive regulation of protein targeting to membrane. The transcript is spliced from 9 exons. Gene Ontology annotation, molecular function: transmembrane transporter binding. The coding region runs from base 669 to 3401 and encodes 910 amino acids. NCBI's taxonomy places the organism in Eukaryota, Metazoa, Chordata, Actinopteri, Anguilliformes, Anguillidae.
GCCUUCUCUGGCCAAAAAGAAAAAGAAAGAAACUGAGGGAGAUGCCUUCGAAAUCUAAGCUGUAAUGCAAGCACCCAGCAGGAGGCAGUUUUCUAUGUGACUAAGUCAGAAAAUCAAUAAUAUGAAGGCAGUUACGGAAUGUUGUCAACUGGUUUCAGGUGUUAAAUCUAGAGCUCAGCGAUGUUUGUUUAUCCUGAAUAUUUUGAGUGUUUCCAGAAUCCUAAAUAAAUCUUUCAGCAAAACAUUAUAACUUGUAACUGGCCAAACUUUCCAUCUCACGUGUGCAUGUCCUGGCUCCUGUUUUUACACGGAAAUGAUGCAUUAUCCAAGCGUAAUGAGUGAGUUUUUCAUCACCCAUGCAAGACCGCCUUAAAUAUGCUUAAACCAAUGCCAACGGGGUGGACUGGUUAAACCUACCAGCCUGUACUGUCACAGUGGAGGUGACCAACAGUGGGAUAACAACCAACAACAUUGCAUAUUAUAGAUCUGUCACACGCUUGCUAGUAAUAUAGCAAAUGACAAGUUUGCAGACUUGUCACUGAUAAUUAUCAGCGCCGACGGUGUAUUUUCACCGAAGACAAACAUCGAGCUCUUAAAGCGGCAAAAUCCCCCCCGACGCCUGAGACAUCACCAGCCACGGUUGUCGUCGAGUCGCAGUCUGCAGCACCAUGUCCCGCGAGGAAUCCUAUUGCGCCCUGAUGCAGGGCGUGGACCAGCUUGACUUCAAGGGGCUGCCCAUACCCAACGACCUGGCGCUGAUGGGAGACGACGCCUUCCCCCUGGCCAUGAACCCCCGGGGGCAGGUCCUGAUGGCGGCCUCCACCUACGGCAAGGGCCGGCUGGUGGUGCUGGGCCACGAGGCCAUGCUCACCGCCUUCCCCGUCGUGGUGGAGAACGCCCUGGUGUGGCUGAAUCCCACCUCCGACUCCGCGGUGGCCGUCCACCCGUCCUGCGAGGCCAUGCUGGCCAACCUCUGCUACACCAGCAUCCUGGCGGAGACGGGCUGCUACCGCGAGGGGCUGGGCGUGUACGUCACCAACGCCUACACCAUGGGCGAGAUCGACAAGGACCUGGUGGCCUUCCUGAAGGGAGGGGGCGGUCUGCUGGUGGCCGGACAGGCCUGGAAAUGGGCGAAGGAGAACCCCAAGGAAAACGCCCUGACGGGUUUCCCGGGCAACAAGGUCUCCAGCGUGGCGGGGAUUUACUUCACCGAGCUGAAGGGGGAGCUGGGUGUGUUCCCCGUGCCCCCGCAGAUACCCUCCAGCUGGCUGGCAGCGUCAAUAGACAAAGACUUUGAGGAUGAUAUGGAGUUCCUGCUGAAGGGGGUGACCGAGUUCAACAUCACGGGCGGGGCGACUCCCUCUGAGGUCAUGGUUCACGGGCCCCUGGCGUUCCCCAUCGCCACAGACGAUGCCGCCCGGGCCUUCUUCGCCGGCGCCUACUACGGGCAGGGGCGCAUCAUCGUCACCACCCACGAGGGCUACCUGGGCAACCAAAACCUGGUCCCGUUCCUGCUCAACGUCAUUCGCUGGCUGGACGAGGGCCGCAAUGGCGAGGUGGGCGUCCAGCCCCGGCUGACCGGCGCCCACGCCCUGCUCAGCACGUCGGGCCUGACCUGCACCAAGACCGACUUCCGGGACAACCUGAGCGUGUACGUGUGCACCUCGUACAGCGACCAGCAGGCCGCCGAAAUCCAGGAGUUCGUGGCGGAGGGCGGGGGGCUCUUCAUCGGCGGCCACGGCUGGAACUGGGCGCAGAAGAACCGGGGCCUCAACGUCCUGACCGACUACCCCGGCAACCGCAUCCUGAACAAGCUGGGCUUCAGCAUCCUGGGGAACACGCUGAGGCCGGGCACGUACAAGGCGCCGAACCCCGGCCACCUGGGCAACGAAGCCUACCGCUUCCGCGGCAUGCUGAAGCAGAUGGCCGGUCACGUGACCUCGGGCCAGGAGCUGAAGCCGCACGAGCUGAACAGCCUGCAGCGGCUGGGCGGCGACUGCACCUCCUACCUGCGCAUGCGGGCGCACGACUGCCUCACCUACACCGGCGUCCUGGAGCUGCUCACAGACGUGGUGAAGACGGGCGGCGUGCCGCAGGUGGGCCAGGACUGCCCCGUCAAGAAGCCCAUAGAGCACCUGCUCCUCAGCGUCGGCAGCGAGCUGUACAAGGCCACGCCCAACCCGGACGAGCUCCUGCCCUACAUCAUCAAGGACCAGCCCAACCUGCCCGUGAUCCACAACGUCACGGUGAAGAUCAGCGGCCAAGCCGCAGGUGGAGAGGAAUGGAAGAGCACGGGCCUGUAUCUUUCUCCCGGAAUGAAGACAUACAUGUCUAUCCCCCCUAAAAUCGUCAAGAAAGGGUGGAAGGUGCAGAUCGGCUGCCAGACGGACUACGUCGGCGGGGCGGCCGUGCUGAAGAGGGCCCCGGUGGUGCACGAGCGGUUCGACGUGGACGCGGAAAUGAUCGAGGUGUCCAACCUGUGGGGCGGCCUCAUCUACCUGGUGACCCCGGCCAAGAGUGACGAGGGAGAGCUGGAGAUCGUGGUGCAGAACGCCAUCGCCGCUCCCUACUACAAAUCCGGGGAGACUACUGUGGAGGACUGGGUGAGGUACAUCCGGGACGCCCCCGCCCCGUGGGCUGAGAUGGAGUUUGAGAACAUCAUCAUUACGAUGCACUCGACGACUGUGAGGGGGGUGGACCAGCCCGACAAGGUGGCGGAGUUGUGGGACAGCAUCAUGAGGGCCGUGGCCGACCUGGCAGCCACGCCCCCCAAGUUUGCACGGAAGGAGCGCUACGUGGCCGACGUGCAAAUCUCGCACGGGUUCAUGCACGCGGGAUAUCCCGUCAUGAUGCACUCCUCCUCGGCCCUUUCCCUGGUCAAUCCCGAACUGGCCCGGUCGAACGGGAUCUGGGGGGCCAUCCACGAGCUGGGCCACAACCAGCAGCGCGGCGGCUGGGAGUUCCCGCCGCACACCACCGAGUGCACCUGCAACCUGUGGUCCAUCUACGUGCACGAGACCGUGCUGGGCAUGAACCGCGCCUCGGCGCACGGCGGCCUGUCGCCCGACGGCCGCAAGUGCCGCAAGGAGGCCUUCCAGAAAGACCCCAACCUGUCCAAGUGGAGCGUCUGGGUCGCGCUGGAGACGUACGUACAGCUCCAGGAAGAGUUUGGCUGGGAUGCCUUCAAGAAGGUCUUCGCUGCCUACCAGACCAUGAAGAACGUGCCCAGGGACAACCCAGGCAAGAUGAACCUGUUUGCCGAGACCUUCUCCCGCACAGUCAACAAGAACCUGGCCCCCUUCUUCAAGGCCUGGGCCUGGCCCAUCCUCCCCGCCACGGAGCAGAAACUGGCGGACCUUCCAGCAUGGACCGACCACCCCAUGAGCAAGCCACCUUCCUGAAGAGAUACCGGGGAGAUACCAAGACGAUUCUCUGCAGAAGAGGUCGACACCCAAAAGCUUAUCGCUGGUUUUGGAGCACUGUGGACGGCUAGUGCUUGAUUGCUCUUGUACUCUUGGACUCUGGACUCUUUUUUCCUCUGUGGUUUUUUUCCCUUUCAUAGACUACUGCGCUACAAGACUUCAUAAGAACUUCCCCUGUCUCAGCAUAUUUGCUUUUUAAUCCAUAUUCCUGCUUUCUGAAAUGUGCACUUAUGCAAUUUAUACAGCAAUUUACAAUCAUCCAUUUUAUUGCUGUGUGCUCAAAUCAUAUUUGCACAGGCUGUUCCCUGUAACUUAGGAUCAUUUAAGAUUAAAUAUUUCAAGAUAUGA